Messenger RNA from Tetrahymena thermophila SB210, 963 nucleotides. Its product is annotated as papain family cysteine protease. Gene Ontology annotation, cellular component: lysosome. Lineage: Eukaryota; Ciliophora; Oligohymenophorea; Hymenostomatida; Tetrahymenidae. The record is from RefSeq and is a predicted model, not a curated record. The transcript has a single exon. Gene Ontology annotation, molecular function: cysteine-type endopeptidase activity.
AUGAACAAAUACUUAUUACUCGCUUUAGCUGGUACCAUCCUCUUAGGUGCUACUGCUUUCUUAGUUGCUAAGAAGCACUCCGCUGUCUCUGAUAUUAAGAUCGAUGAAGACGUUUACACUUAAUGGAAGAUCUUCAAGAAGACUUUCGGUAAGAAGUUCGCUGAUCCCGACUAAGAACACUACAGAAUUGAAGUCUUCGCUGCAAACCUCGAAACCAUUAAGAAUGAUAAGACUGGUACUUUGGGUAUCACUCAAUUCGCUGAUCUCUCUCAAGAAGAAUUCAAGAGCAUCUAUCUUACCUUGUAAGUUGAAUCUUCUGAUGUUGAAACUGCUGAAUACGAAGUUGCUGCUGAUGAUGUUUCAAUCAACUGGGUUACUGCUGGUAAGGUCACCGGUGUUAAGAACUAAGGUCAAUGUGGUUCCUGUUGGGCUUUCUCUACCACUGGUUCUUUCGAAUCUGCUCUCAUCCUCGCUAACAAGGCUGACAACACCCUCAACCUUUCUGAAUAACAAUUGGUUGACUGCUCCAUUUUGAACAACGGUUGCAACGGUGGUUUAAUGGACAGAGCUUUCACUUACAUCAAGAACCACAAGCUUGGUACUGAAGCUGCUUAUCCUUACUUAGCUAAGAAGGGUAAAUGCCAAAAGGUUACUGGUACUUAAUACUCUCUUAAGAGCUUCACUGAUGUUAAGAAGGGUGACACUCAAGAUCUCUUAAAUUCUCUCCAAAAGCAACCCGUUUCUAUUGCUGUUGAUGCUUCUAACUGGUCUUUAUACACUGGUGGUGUCUUCUCUAACUGUUCUACCGGUCUUAACCACGGUGUCCUCCUCGUUGGUUAUGAAAACAACGCUUGGAUCGUUAAGAACUCCUGGGGUACCACCUGGGGUGAAUAAGGUUACAUUAGACUUGCUAGCGGAAACACUUGCGGUCUUGCUAACGCUGCUUCUUAUCCCAACGUUUGA